AUGGCCGUCUUUGUAGAUCUCGAAGACGAAGAUGUCGACCCUGGCCAGGUUCAGCCUUCUCAUCAUGGCCUCAACCUGCCGGCUAGGAAUGGUGCUGGAACGGGCAUCGUCACCGACAUCGGCCGGACCAAAAUGGAGGGCGUGGGCAGCGUGAACACUGAGAAACAUCGCGAGGAGGCUCACGAGCCCGCUGUCAGGGAGAAUCCAAACCAGAACUCCAUGACACUGGCUUUGGGGUGCUAUCCUAUCGUCAUGUCUCUGGCUGCCUCCAUUGACUUGAACACGCUCGAUAACCUGUCGCGAACCUGCCGGCAAAUAAGGGGGAACCUCCUGCAGUACCGCAAGAUGCUCCUUGUUUCUACCUUACAUUGCUCCAAUGAACACCUUCCUAUCGAUCCCGAUGCGGUGCUGCGAUAUCGCGCUCGUACCGUCAACUGGUUUUACAUGCAAGAGCUGGGACGAUCCAAUAAGCCUUGCAAGGUCGGCCAAUGCGCUCGCGAUCUGGUUGGAGGGUGUCGCCGUUGCGGUACUGUCGUUUGUCGGAAUUGUGCCAUCAAACCUCCGGCACCGAUUGUGCUCCGCGACCGCCACCGCCGGCUGUGCGUAACAUGCGCAAAGACGCCCAUAGGGAAUCUCACAAAGCCACCUCUCGGCCAUGUGACACAGAUGGAGUCUGGCUUUGCCAGCCAUGUGGGAAAACAAUACGCAACGAUGAUUACGACUACAAGAGGUAUCAUCUGGAGAUGGCGAAACCAAUACACCGAUGUCCUCGGUGGUCUCGGCACAGGCAUCGGCGAAGGCGAUCGUGGCGUUAUUUGCGGACGCGGGAGUGAUUGCUGUGCUGCCCGGAAGCGGGAACAGGAGAUCGACUGUGAUGCCGAAGAUGCUCAAGAAGCCGACGGCUCCUAUGUGUACACUCCGUCUCCCUCUACCACCACUGUCUCGAAUGAUUCCAACAUCUCCAUGGCUCUGUGGGGCACCGAUACUGCCAGCACCACCAGUAGUAACGGAAGUGUGAACGGUAGCAACGCUUCCUCAUCAUCGCAGACGGGUGGUCUUGGUUCUACCUUGGCCGGGCCCAGCCUCGAGCGCAGGACCCCUAGUCCUAUGCUGAAGCCUGGCUAUGACAGGCAUGAAAUCGAAGGAAUUGGUGGUGUGGUCAAGAAGAAGCUGGUCCGGAUGGUCAAGGUCGGGGCUUGCGUCCCCGAGUGGCCUGACGAGCGGGAUCGAGGCGAUAUCCUUGGACGGGAGAUGCAGGCCAAAGUGAGGAGUUGGUGUGGCUGGUGUUGGAGGGUGAUUCCCGGAAAGCUGGACUAUGAAUUCGCCAGACAGGAAACGAGGAGUAAGGCGCUUGAGGAAAAAUAAGAAGAGAGGGUAAUAAGGGCAUAGGCGUCAUGAUACUUUGGAUGGCAGUCGUAAUCGCCGCUCGCUGAGGUUUUGUUUUGGUUUUCACUAAAAGGAGUGUGAUGGUUUUUGGGAGUAAUUAGAGAAAGGGACAUUGAGAUUGUAACUUACGGGGUUCCAUGGAUUUUGGAUAACGUUACUGGCUUCUGGCUACCCAAAAAUACAAUAUUCCGUGUGCUUC
Messenger RNA from Neurospora tetrasperma FGSC 2508, 1585 nucleotides. RefSeq lists its product as uncharacterized. Bases 1 to 1365 code for a protein of 454 amino acids. The record is from RefSeq and is a predicted model, not a curated record. NCBI's taxonomy places the organism in Eukaryota, Fungi, Ascomycota, Sordariomycetes, Sordariales, Sordariaceae. The transcript has 5 exons.